Messenger RNA from Sinocyclocheilus rhinocerous, 2210 nucleotides. RefSeq names its product galaxin-like. The record is from RefSeq and is a predicted model, not a curated record. Lineage: Eukaryota; Metazoa; Chordata; Actinopteri; Cypriniformes; Cyprinidae. The coding region runs from base 437 to 1888 and encodes 483 amino acids. The transcript has 10 exons.
UCAGCGAGCUCGCGCUUGAGUUUGCAUUCAGCGGGGUCGCGCUUGAGUGUGUCACGAGCAGUGCACAAUAUUUUUCUGUUAGUUGCGGGAAAUACUUACCCGUGUAGCGCAAAGCCCAAAGACGGCAAAUUGCGUAUCUGAACGCUUAACAAAUUCAGACCCACUAAUGAAGGUACUGUUAGAGCAAAGCACUGUUACACACCCACCGAGACUGGAUACCAUUUUGACUGGGCGGCGAGGGACAGUAACGUGAUGACCGUGGAAUUUGCCAUCAUGACAGAGGGAGCCAGUGAGUGACCUUACACAGAGCGCUAACGCUGAGCCUCUGAGCACCGUUUCAUAAGAGAUGCUUUAUUAUUUUAUUUUUUUUAUUACAUAUGUAUUUUAUCAUAGAACACUUAAAUGUAAAUUAAAAGAAUGAUUUGGUAAGAGUAAAAUGGGAGUAAUCUGUCUUGUUUAUAAUGUCAGCAGCAAUGCAGGUUUCAGUGGACAGAUGGAAGGCAGUCAUCAUCUGCACUGUUGUGGAAAUGUAUCUUACAAGACCUCAGAAAGUUCCUGCUGUAAUGGAAAUGUAACUCUGGGAUUAAGCCAGCUGGUGGCUGACUGUUGUGAUUCUGUGGCUUUCAAUCCCCUUAACGAGAUUUGCUGUAAUGGCAGCAUACUGACUCGAAGCAGCACUCACAUGAAAUGCUGUGGCAAAGUCAUGUACCUGACAACGACUCAUUUGUGUUGUGGUGGCGGCAACAUAUUUCAAUGGAAGGAAAAUCAUUCUUGUUGUGGCAAAGAAACGUAUGACAUGACAACCCACUGCUGCUGUACUAACCUUACACUUGAAGUAAAGCCGAAAAAUGAAACUUGCUGUCCAAAAGCAACAGACACUGAUGAAAGAACAGAAUGCCAGCAAGGCUCUCUUACCACCCGAACACUCUCCAAAAACUCAGAAUCGAAGUGUGGAUCAACACCCUACAAUCCCCAGAAAAAAAUUUGUUGCUCAGUGAAUAUUCAUGAGAAGGCUUCAGCACUUACUAAGUGCUGUGGCAAAGAUGUUUACACUCUGUCAGAUGACAAUGUGCUGUGCUGUAAUGGAAUCCUUCAUCUCAAUGUGCCUGAGCAGUCAGAGUGUGUUGGAGGUGUUAUAUAUACUCCACCAAACACUAUUUGCCAAAUGUAUGCUCGUCCCCGUCUUGGUAAGCACUGCUGUGGAGGACAAACCUUCAAUCCUCGCACACAUAUUUGCUGUAACGGACACAGCCACAACAAGAUGAAUGGCAAUUUCUGUUGUGGUUCAGAAGUCUAUGACCACCACAACCAGUUGUUGAGAUGCUGCUCAGGUCAUCUCUACAACCUAACACGUUUAAGUGGGGAAGCAGAGUGCUGUGGAAACCAUCUGCUGGAAUAUAAGACACAAACUUGCUGUUCUUCCUCAACCAAUGCCAUAAUUUAUGACACCAAACCAAACCACCAUUGCUGUGGGCAUUACUACUACAACACGUCCCUGUGGAGCUGCUGUGCUGAACAUCUCAAACCAACACCAAAGCCUAACAGCUCCCCUGCAGAAUACAGGCUGAAACCACUAAUGGACCUGAUCCCUGAAAUGUGCAAUAAAACAGUGUUCUUUGGCAAAGUGGAGAGUUUGGCACUUGAAAAUUAUCAGCGUCUCAUUGUGUUGAAAGUUGUUGGACAGGUCGAUGUAAAAUCGGAAAAGGUCAUCAAAGACCCUUGGCUUUAUGUGUCCCUGGAUCACUGCAGCUCUCCUGCCACAGAAAACGGCAUGACCUACCUUUGGGAGGAAAACCACGAUAGGAAGUACAAGCUUCUCUCUCACCCUGUUGACCUAACCUCUGACAUUCACAUGUUCUAUGCUGUAUGUUACCAAAAGAUGGGAUAGAAAUAUGAAUUGAGGUCUAUUUCCAAUUAUUUCAAACCAAAUUCAAUGCAUGCUGGUUGUCAUGAGAUUUCUGUCUGGAAAAUAAUUUUUAUCCAUCAUUAAUGCUAAAUGACCCAUAAAUAAUGUGUGUUAAGGGCCACUAUAUUUAAAAUUAAGACAGGCUUCCAAAGUCUCUGUUGCUGUAUCAUUACACAGCUUUAUGGCAGAGGCCUCGUUGGUUAUUUUUAUUUCAUCCCAAUAAUGGAUUGAUCCUGUUUGGAGUGUGCAAAGGGGAUAGCUCACCCAAAAUUUGAAUUUGCUGUUAAUUUACUCACCCUCAGGC